This is a messenger RNA of Vigna unguiculata (cowpea), 2199 nucleotides long. Its product is annotated as putative protein phosphatase 2C 4. The record is from RefSeq and is a predicted model, not a curated record. Gene Ontology annotation, molecular function: protein serine/threonine phosphatase activity. Gene Ontology annotation, biological process: protein dephosphorylation. NCBI's taxonomy places the organism in Eukaryota, Viridiplantae, Streptophyta, Magnoliopsida, Fabales, Fabaceae.
UUUCUUCUACUUCUCCAUAUAACACACCAACUCUUCACUGUAAUUAUUAACAUAAAGUUAACACAUUCAAACAGUCUUCUCUAUGGGCAACCACGUCGUAAAAGGGUGCCUCUGCUCCGCCGGCGCCGGAGAUAUCUCCCGCCGGUACCACCAUAGCAAUGCCAACCCCUUCGGAAACUCAAUAUGUUACGUUCGACCGCCGGACCUUUUCUCCACCGAUAACGUCACUACGAUCACAACCUUCCGAUCAGUUUCCGGCGCUUCCGUCAGCGCUAACUCCUCCACCCCGCCUUCCACCACCUUCGAUUCUCUCCACCACAGCGCAACCAAUUCCCCCGUCGUGUUGGACUCCUCGGCGUCGUUUGAGAGCUCCCCAUCGUUCACGUCGAUGCCUCUGCAGCAACAACACGCUUCGUGUCGUGAUGGAUCCUUUGGGGGAAGCUGCAACCCCGUUUGGUGCAGCCCAAUGGAGAGAGGGUUCUCUUCGGGCCCCGUGGUGCUUGGCGCUUUGAUGAAUGAAAGAGAUUUGAAGAAGAAGCUGCGGAGAAGAUUCUCUCAUGACAAUGGGUUUGCGUUUGAGGACAAAAGUAAGAAGCAAAGCGUGAGGAAGAUUCUCAAGAGGGUGAUUUCUGGGUCCUUUGUUAAAAGGGUGGUUUCCAUUGGAGGGUACAAGAAAAAGAAAGAAAAUGACAUUGUUAAAGUUGACGGCGAUGAUGACGGUGGUGGUGGUGACGAUGAUAAGAAUUCUGAUGAUCAUCCUUCUUUAGAUGAUAAUGAUGAUGAUCAUCAUCAUCCUUAUUUGAGUGAUGAUAACGAGAAGUUUAACGUUGUUGGAAGUUGUUGCAGUGACUUUAAAAAUCAAGACUUUAUGGCGUCGGUUACGGUUGCAGACCGUGAAUUGAUGGGAUGUGAGAAUCUAGAAUGGGCUGAAGGGAGAGCAGGUGAGGAUCGUGUGCAUAUUGUGAUUUCUGAGGAGCAUGGGUGGGUUUUUGUAGGAAUUUAUGAUGGGUUCAAUGGUCCUGAUGCUACUGAUUAUCUUCUUGAUAAUCUUUUCCAUUCUGUGCAUGAUGAGCUCAAGGGCAUGCUAUGUGGCGACACGUCGGAGAAAGUGUUGUUAGGUUUGGUUAAUGGUAGUGGUAGGUCCUCCAAAAUAAGGAACACAGUGGUCAAAGGUUGUUGUUCUUCGAUGUUGGAUAACUGGGAUUCUUUGAAUUGUUGGAAGAAAUUGGAGUUAAGCGUGAAAGGGGCAUCAAGUUUUGGGCAUUCAGAUGCGUUGGUUGGUCUUUCUGAGGCGUUGAGGAAGACGGAGGAUGCGUUUCUGAAGAAAGUUGAUGAAGUGAUUGGUAAUAAUCCUGUGUUGACUAUGAUGGGGUCUUGUGUUUUGGUGAUGCUGAUGAAGGGAGAAGAUGUUUACUUGAUGAAUGUGGGAGACAGUCGUGCAAUAUUGGCUGAUCACAGUGUUAAUUCUCUUCAGCUCACCAUGGAGCACAGUACCCUUGUCAAAGAGGAGGUUGACAGAAUCAUGAAGGAGCACCCAGAUGACCCUUGUGCAAUUACUAAAGGAAGGGUGAAAGGUUACUUAAAUGUUACAAGAGCUUUUGGUGCUGGCUUCCUGAAGGAGCCUAAACAGAAUAAUGCAGUAUUAGAGAGUCUGAAAGUUAACUACAUAGGGGAAUCCCCAUACAUCGUAUGUUCUCCUUCACUUUACCACCACAGGCUGAGGCCAAGUGACAGAUUCUUGAUAUUGUGUUCUGAUGGACUCCAACAAUACUUCACAAACGAAGAAGCAGUUGCCAUAGUGGACUCGUUCAUCACUUCCUCUCCAGAUACAGAUCCUGCACAACUCCUUAUAAAUGAAGCACUAUUUCGGGCAGCCAAAAAAGCUGGUAUGGACUUCCAUGAAUUGCUGAAUAUCCCACACGGGGAACGACGUCUUUAUCAUGAUGACAUUUCUAUAGUAAUAAUCUCCUUCAAGGGAAAAAUAUGGCGUUCAUCACUUUAAAUUUAUACAUAUACCAACUAAUUUUUCCCAUAGAUGCUAACAAUAACUUUGGGGAACUUUGUUUGCUUUUAUUUUUAAUCUCCCCAUUUUGUUAACACUUUUUUUUUUAAAGUCGAAGCUUGUAAGCUAUUAAAGAAGUUUUCGUGAGUCGUUAUAUAAUUUAAUUAUAUGUAUGAGAAGGUAAACUGUUCCUGAAA